Messenger RNA from Lecanosticta acicola, 810 nucleotides. The record is from the annotation of a GenBank genome assembly. Lineage: Eukaryota; Fungi; Ascomycota; Dothideomycetes; Mycosphaerellales; Mycosphaerellaceae.
AUGUGGACCGACGAUAACGCGACGGAAUUCAUACAGGAGCAUUACCCGCAGAUCGGCGCGCACUACAUCGGUUAUCAGCAGAAUAUCCAACGCGCCAAUAUCCUCCGAUAUGCCCUCCUGCAUCACUUCGGAGGCGUUUACCUUGAUCUCGACGUGACAUGUCGCGCUGCCCUCGACGAACCCGUCGUUACGGGCGGAGCAGCACUAACCGAACUCCCCUGGAUCACCCCCGGUGCGUACCCAGCGGGCGUCAACAACGCUUUCAUUCUCUCUCGACCCAAACAUCCCUUCCUCUCCGAACUCCUCCGUCGUGUCCCUAGCCGCGACCUUUCCUGGCCGAUGCCAUACGUGGAAAACAUGCUCAGCACAGGCUGCAUGUAUUUCUCCAACGUCUGGAUGGCCUACAACCUCGCCACUUUCUCAAGAAGAGCAAAUCGGGGACGAGAAAUCCGUAAGGAGGAUAAGUUAUACAUCCUCGCGGACGAACAGGGAGGGAUGGAAGCGCAUAUGCUCAGGGGAAAGACUGUGAGCCCCCUGUUUGAGCAUGGCGGCGCGAGUAGUUGGCAUGGAUGGGACGCGGCCAUGAUUGUUUUCAUCGGGAAGCAUUAUGGGCUCGUCUUGAUGGCUCUGUCUGCUUUCGUUACGGUGCUCGGCUUUGUCGUUUGGAGAUUCACUUCCAGGAGGCAUACACCGAGAAAGAGGAGAGCCGGUUGGGUUGCGGCGUUCCGCAGAUUCAGUCUCGAUAGGAGAAGUGGUGAGCAUGGGCGGCCGUUGCUGGAUGAGGACGAGGAUUGGGAGAAGAACGGUUGA